UUCGCACCACCGGUACACCGAGUAGUUGAGACAGGAACCGCAGAAGGCACAGUUACCAAGUCAGGACGUGAGCACCGAGAGCUCCAGCCAACAUCCACCUGGCCUCUACCGGCAUAGAGGCAAAGGCCAAGGCCGUUCAGAGAACACGUUGCCACGUGCUAUCCUAGCGCCGUGGUUGCCCAGUUUGCCCUGGUUCCUGCAGUUCAUAGCGCAGCUGGCGCGCCAAGGGUUACCGUUACCACUCCUUCCUCAAGCUGUCAGCAUGUCUUCCCUCAAGGACAAAGUUGUCCUGGUCACUGGAGCGAGCUCGGGCAUUGGCGCAGGGACAGCACUCCACCUGGCCAAGUUAGGUUGUCGACUUGCAUUAACAGGACGGAAUGAAGAAAACUUGAAAGCUGUUGUGCAGCAAUGUGAGGACGCCGGUUUGGCUAAAGACAAGAUUUUUACUGUGUUUGGAUCAGUGGAGGACCAAUCAAGCUGUGAACGUAUUGUUCAGGAGACAGUGAAGUAUUUUGGGCAGUUGGAUGUUUUGAUUAACAAUGCUGGUAUUUUAGUGGGAGGGAGCAUUGAAACUUUGACAGUAGAAGACUUUGACAGACAAAUGAAUGUCAAUGUUCGCUCUGUGUUUAUCCUCACCAAACUGGCUUUGCCUCAUUUGAAAAAGACAAAAGGCUCCAUUGUUAAUGUUUCAAGUGUGGCAGGUGUGAGAUCGUUUCAAAAUGUAGCUGCAUAUGCAACAAGCAAAGCAGCUGUGGACCAUCUGACACGAUGUACAGCUUUGGAUUCUGCUCAAUACGGGGUGAGAAUAAAUGCAGUCAAUCCAGGGGUGAUUGUAACAGACAUCCACAAACGAGCCGGCAUGUCAGAUAAGGAGUAUGCUGAGUUCAUUGAGAGAGCUUCUAGUACUCAUCCAUUGGGUCGACCAGGACAAGUUGAAGAGGUGGCUAAGGCCAUAGCAUUCCUUGCUUCAGAUGAAUCUUCCUUCACAACUGGGGAGACUCUUACAGUUGAUGGUGGUCGCCAUACAGUAUGUUCUCGAUAGAUUGUAACUCACAAAUCCCACUGUUCAUCAUUUUAAAAAUAUUAAAAAAUAAUGAGAACUUUCAUUUCUUAAAUUAAAAA
Messenger RNA from Thrips palmi, 1122 nucleotides. RefSeq lists its product as uncharacterized. The record is from RefSeq and is a predicted model, not a curated record. The transcript is spliced from 6 exons. Bases 263 to 1042 code for a protein of 259 amino acids. Gene Ontology annotation, molecular function: oxidoreductase activity. NCBI's taxonomy places the organism in Eukaryota, Metazoa, Arthropoda, Insecta, Thysanoptera, Thripidae.